GAUUCGUGUGAACGAGACUGUAGAAGUGGACUAUAUUGCAAGAUCCCCUACACGAAUAAGUGGCUGCUAGCGGGUGUGAGAAACUACGGCUCAGAAACUGAGUGCAAACCGGGUACUGGAAUAUACACUUCAACACUUAAAAGCAAUGAAUGGCUGUGGUCAACGAUGAAGAGAUGGGCUUCUUAUAUGUCGCUCCUGAAUGGGUAG
Dicrocoelium dendriticum is the source of this 207-nucleotide messenger RNA. Lineage: Eukaryota; Metazoa; Platyhelminthes; Trematoda; Plagiorchiida; Dicrocoeliidae. The record is from the annotation of a GenBank genome assembly.